AUGGCGACUCUCGCAGAAAACCCGAUGCAACCAGUUGCCAACUAUGACCAAGAUCUCGACUCAUUCAUCAACUUCGAUCAGCUCACAUACACAUCCGACCCCUCCCGCUCAAAGGUGAUGGUCAGCCAACCCUCGGUCGCAAGCACCGAGUUCAGUGCCAGUGACGCCCGCAGUGCCAGCUUCGCUUCAAGUGGCCAGUCUCCCCUCGCAUUCCAGGCCCCAAGCCACCAGUAUGAUGAACACAGACAACAGACCGGUCUUCCACCUGGUGCUUUGUCCAUGUCCUACAGCCAGAUCCCGAUGGGCUUCAACAAUGGUCAAGGAUUUCCUGUGAACGCUGACGUGUAUGCUGGUCAUCACAUGAAGCGAGAGGACGCACAAUUCGACUUCAACACCGCACCAGGCCGUAACCCGUCGGAAAUGGAGAUCGAUCCCGAAAACAUGAAUCCCUCGCCAUAUUUCUACCCGGCAAACCCCGGGAACAAGAGCCAAUAUGUCGAUCCCAACGCCCUCGGAGGCCAUGAGCUGGUUCAGGCUGGUCCGUCCACACAGGUCGGUCGUAUGUACCCUGGCAUGCAUCAGCAGCAGGCUGCGAUGGCCAAGGCCCAGCAACAAAAGCAGAAUGAGAUGGUCCGCCCUCAGAUACAGCAGCGUCCGGAUCAAGUGCCCGAUGCUAUGCCUCAGGCCCGCGGUCCUCGCAACCCUGACCCCGUGGUUGAAGAGCUCCUUUCUAGCGGUAUGCCGCAGAUGGCCAAGGCCCGGAAGGAUGAGGCUGAUAUGGAUGAGGAUGAGCGUCUUCUGGCUAGCGAGGAGGGUAAGAAGCUCAGCAGCAAAGAGCGCCGCCAGUUGCGAAACAAGGUUUCCGCUCGCGCUUUCCGAUCUCGCCGCAAGGAAUACAUUGGUCAGCUCGAAAGCGAGCUCAACCCCAGCAGCAACCUCAACAGCAACCUCAGCAACAACAACCAGCCCAGCAGGCUGCACCCCCAGCCCAACAUGCAGGCUAUGCCCAAGGACACGAACGCCAACCGUGGCCAGGAGUUCCAGAUGCAGCAAAACCCCCAGGCCAAUAUGGUCAUGGUUCCCAACCACGGUAUGGACCCCUCCAGCAUGGCCAUGAACACCGCCGGCUGGAACUCGGGAAUCGACAUGAACUAUGGCAACACUCCCGUUUUUGCUGUGAUGGAGGUUCCCGAGGGCCCGGCCCUGGAUGCCGAAGUGUUGUCCGGAAAAUCCUCUUCCUUCAGCCUCCCCGAGAGCCCCAAGAAUGAGGCUCCUGUUGUCGACAGUCCCGCUAGCGACUCAACUAGUCAGUCUGAUAUUGGUGUCGCCAACCCUGAUGUCGAGAUUGAUGAGUCUGAUCCUGCAUUUGCUCUCUUUGUUGAUUCUCCUGCCCCCACCGCUGACAACACCUUUGAAGGUGUUUCGAACGAGAAGGCUGCCCAGUUCACACUCGUCGUUGACAACUCUGAGGUUAGCGAUUCGGCCAAGAGAACCUUCAAUGCCCUCUGCAACAGCAUUGACGCUGCCUUCGAGCGUGUCUCAGCUGUCACGUCCCACCUUCAGUGA
Messenger RNA from Penicillium mononematosum, 1566 nucleotides. Its product is annotated as bZIP transcription factor. Gene Ontology annotation, biological process: regulation of DNA-templated transcription. The transcript is spliced from 4 exons. The record is from RefSeq and is a predicted model, not a curated record. Bases 1 to 1566 code for a protein of 521 amino acids. NCBI's taxonomy places the organism in Eukaryota, Fungi, Ascomycota, Eurotiomycetes, Eurotiales, Aspergillaceae. Gene Ontology annotation, molecular function: DNA-binding transcription factor activity.